AUGUUCCUCGGUCCGAAUGCCGAAAAGGGUUUGCUGGUCACAAGCGUGACGCAAAGCAACCGCCCAUGUCCAGAUCCUAGUAAUGACCUUGUACAAGUUCCCAGAGUUUGGCCGUACCUUCAAGGACAGCCCGCCGAAAAGAUCUCCAAGAAAUGUUCCUUGGCUUGGCUUGUAACGGUCGAUAUGCAGAUGAUAGGUUUUGCGAGCGUUUCCGCUUUGGCUCUCGGCGCGUUCAUACUGGGCAAGCAGUCGAUGGCGAGGAGGAAGAAAAUGGAGCUGCAAUGUUAUAGGGAAUCGAUAGAAAAAGGACGAGAGAAUGGUACACCAGCGGGAUAG
Desarmillaria tabescens is the source of this 336-nucleotide messenger RNA. RefSeq lists its product as uncharacterized. The coding region runs from base 1 to 336 and encodes 111 amino acids. The transcript has 3 exons. The record is from RefSeq and is a predicted model, not a curated record. Lineage: Eukaryota; Fungi; Basidiomycota; Agaricomycetes; Agaricales; Physalacriaceae.